Coffea eugenioides is the source of this 2481-nucleotide messenger RNA. RefSeq lists its product as uncharacterized. The coding region runs from base 384 to 992 and encodes 202 amino acids. NCBI's taxonomy places the organism in Eukaryota, Viridiplantae, Streptophyta, Magnoliopsida, Gentianales, Rubiaceae. Gene Ontology annotation, biological process: phosphatidylcholine biosynthetic process. The transcript is spliced from 12 exons. The record is from RefSeq and is a predicted model, not a curated record.
UUUUGUUAUGGAAAUUGUUUUUCAUUUGACUCCAUAUCUGCUUUUAUGUUUUCCCGGCCAGCUACCGCUGCUUCACAUAACACAAGCUUCUGAAGCCACUAGCCCUUUUGAGGCCAUUUCUAUCUAUUACCAGAUAUUUGCCAAUCCUUCAUCUUCCUUCAUCUUCUCCAGAGGCCCUAACAAUAAAGGAGCAGGCCAUUUUUUUAGUACUAUCCAGUUUUAUAUAUACGUCACUCAAACCCACAAAAAUAACAGGCGAAGGAGAGGGGCACAGAAAACCACCACCACCUUUUUCUUCUUUUCAUACUUGCGGGAAAACACAGGAGAGUCUUUGAGCAAGAAAAUGUAUAGCAACGGAGACUCUUCUUCUCCGGAGGACUCCAAUGGCGAAUCAAAUGAAAAGGCUCAGAGAUCGAUCAGAGAAAGUGGCUAAAACGAAAGAGAUGUUGUCGAAGCAAGCAGGUCAAACCAAACAGAUCUUGUCUAAACAUGCAGACAAGAUUGCCAAACGGGCUGAAGAGCACGAAAGAUUCAUCAACAAGGUGACUUAUUUGUUGAGUGUUCUUGGGUUUGGAACAUUCUGCUUUCUGUUGGGUGCCAGGCCUCAAGAUGUCCCUUAUGCAUAUUGUUUGCUCUCUGUCAUAUUUGUUCCUCUACGGUGGAUUUUAUAUCGAUACAAGAAAUGGCAUUAUUAUCUCUUGGACUUUUGCUACUACGCCAACACACUAUUCUUGGUCAUGCUUCUUUGUUUUCCUAGAAAUGAGAAGUUUUUCAUGAUUUGCUUCUGUUUUGCAGAGGGUCCACUGGCUUGGGCACUGAUUGUGUGGAGAUGCAGCUUAGCCUUUAAUUCUUUCGACAAAAUUGUAAGCGUCUUCAUACAUCUUUUGUCUGCAAAAGCUGCAAAAAUUAUCUGUGGAAUUCUUGAUACGGUGGCCAAAAUACCUGCCACAUCUGAUGUUCAGAUUGCCCUAUGCAAGGAAAUUGUGCAAUAGACACGUGAUGAGAAGUGAACUUUCCUUCGUUAGCGCACUGAGGCAAAGCUUGCAGCUCUAUUGAUGGAGACCAAGGAAGAUUCCGAAACUUUAGCUCUCCUUUCUGGACCAAUCAAGGAGUGAGAGUGUAUAUGAAGAUGAGGACUUUGAUGAGACCCAGAGGCAACUAGCUGCAUUACUGGCCUCAAAGAUUCAAACAUGCUUUUCCUGUAUCUUUAAUUCUCUUCUUGCCUGUUUUAUAUAAUAAAUUGGAUGAUAGAAAUAAUCAUCUACCUUACUUUGAAGUUUAUGAUUAGAGAAACUCGAAAUCCUUCUAAACAAUAGUUUUGUUGGAAGUUUUUGUUUUAAAGCCUACUUCUACAGAGUGCUCAUCUUCUUGAUUAAUAUGUUAGCAUACAUUUUACCAGGUUAUGUAAAAUACAUCUCAAGAAGAGGAAGCAUAAGUUAUUUUUGCUUUUGUAUGCAUUCAUUAUUUAUAACAAAUCUCUGUCUCCCCUCUCAGGUCAUUUGUUAUUUGAAUGAACUAAAUCACUCAUUGUCGUAUGCCCUUGGAGCUGACCUUCUAUUCGAUGUAUCAGAAGAUUCAGAUUAUGUCCGAAGUAUUAUAGAACUGGCUCACCAGGGCUAUAAAUUAGGCUAAGUUUAACACAACAGCACUACGAGAAACACAAGCAUUGUCUACUAUGGGGAAGGCAUAAAUCAGUUCCUGUGUGAUAGUCUAACAAGCACUAAUGCUGAGCUCUUGACAGUUUAUGGAACAGAAGAAGCAACUGAUACACUGAUUGAGCAGAUAACUUGGGAUCAAGACCCCAUACUACGUUAUGGAUAAAUGUAUGCAUUUGCAUUGGCUUACAGUAGAACUGCAAACAACAAGGCCAUUCGACAGCUGCUGCAUUUUGCUGCAUCAGAAUUGAGUGACAAUGUUAGGCACACUGCAGUUUUAGCACUGGGGAUCGAUGAAAAUGCACAUAUUGAACAAUCCAUCUAAUUGAGUUGCUAAUCUUAAAAUGUAGACUCCUCAAAUCGUCUCCCUGCUCUCUGAAUCAUAUAAUCCACAUGUUCAUCAAAGUCCAGUUCUUAUGUUUGGCAUAUCAUGUGCUGGUACUGGUCUGAGCGAGGCCAUAUCAUUGCUGGAGCCUUUGACAUCAGAUGUGCCAGCGAUUCCCCUGUUGAUGCAUUCAGAUUCAUGGUGCUGCAGAAAGGAAAUCAGAACUGGAGCUCUUUGAAUGGACUAAGCAUUUUGAGCUCAUGUGUAACACAUAGUUCACGACACAAGCCUGAACUAGCGUGUCAGUUAUUGCCUUUUUUUUUUUUUAUAGCAGCAUGGACAUUGUUCUUUAACUUUUCUAACAGGAAACUCAUUCUAUUGAUUUCUGCUCACACUUAAUAUCAGAGCCUAAAACAUCAUGCAGUGAAAGCAAUUGCUCAUGCUCAUUCAUUGUAAGACACUUAUUGCGCUUAUAGAUUGUGUAUACAACUUCCGCAUUGC